This is a messenger RNA of Aspergillus pseudotamarii, 2166 nucleotides long. Its product is annotated as transcription factor IIF subunit TFG1. The record is from RefSeq and is a predicted model, not a curated record. Gene Ontology annotation, biological process: transcription initiation at RNA polymerase II promoter; positive regulation of transcription elongation by RNA polymerase II. The transcript has 4 exons. Gene Ontology annotation, cellular component: nucleus; transcription factor TFIIF complex. The coding region runs from base 1 to 2166 and encodes 721 amino acids. Gene Ontology annotation, molecular function: TFIIF-class transcription factor complex binding; DNA binding; RNA polymerase II general transcription initiation factor activity. NCBI's taxonomy places the organism in Eukaryota, Fungi, Ascomycota, Eurotiomycetes, Eurotiales, Aspergillaceae.
AUGGCUACACCAACGAACGACCUGAACGCGCGGACUCCAACAGGUUCAAAUGGACCUCCACCCAUGAGAAUUCGUCGCCCAAAGGCAGCGGAUCCUUUAGUACGACCGAAAAAAAAACCUACAGCCAAACCAGCUAUUCCUACCUCCGGAAAUGGACCAGCCUUAAAAGCGGCUUCUUCGCGACCAGCUACUUCCAACCCGCCAUCUAUGCCUCAUUCUGAGAGAGGGAAGCCUUCAUCUUCAGGAGCUGAUUUCUCCGCCAAUGGAUUUAGCGGCCCAUUGUUAUCCGAAACAUAUACGGACUAUCCCCUAGUCACGACAAAGCGCGCAUUGCGGGAAGGCUUGAAACAUCACAUUGCUAGAUUUGCAUCAAAAAAGACCGUCGAUCCGCGUGACGAAAACCAGUUCACUAGGCCUGUCAGGCUUCAACGUCGCGACCCGCGCGCUCGAUCGCAUGAGAUGACAUCGGAGAAGAGCCAGGGCAUGCAGAAGACAACGUCUGAAUCUAGCCAUCAGAUAGAUGAGGCUGAGCGUGAAGAGCUAGAGGCUAGGAAGGCUGCCCGUGAGAAGGAACGCGCGGAGAAUCUGGCCCAAAUAGCCCCUUCCGCUGGAUCCGCCCCGAAGAGAGCGAACGUACCCAAGCAAAAAACUCAGCAGGUGUCCAAGACAGAUAUGACUCCUGAGGAGAUGGCGAAGACGCGAAUCAAGUACGAAGAGGCUUUGCCAUGGCAUCUAGAAGACUUUGACAACAAAAAUAUUUGGGUGGGGAACUAUGAAGCUGCUCUGUCCGAAACACAUGCGGUAUUUGUACUUGAGGCUACCGGGAAAAUGAGGAUGAUUCCCGUGGAAAAAUGGUACAGAUUCAAUGCCAAAAACCAAUUCAAAGCUUUGACUAUCGAGGAAGCAGAGAAGUUCAUGGCAAAGAAAGUUAAAGAUCCACGGUGGUUCAUGGAGAAGCAACAAGAACUAGCUCAACGAAAGGAAUUAGAGCAAUUUGCGAAACAGCGGAAGGUAUACGCUGGUAAACAAGGGACCCCAUCUGGAGUGGAGGGAUUGGAGGCCGGUGAAAUGGACUUUGAAGAAGAUCGAUUUGCUGAUGAUGAAGAGCAUGAUGAUCUUUUCAACGAGGAUGAGGAUGCAAAGGCAGCGGAGAAGAGAAUCAAGCAAGACCAGUUGAAAGCCAAUGUUUUUGACCUGAAAGACGAGAAAGACUACGAGCAAGAGGAAUUGAGAGAAAAGAAAGAGAAGGAGGCUCGUCGUGUGCUUGGGAAAAAAGUUCGGAAAGCUUUACAAAAACGAGAAAAGAACUACGACUAUAGUAGUGGUUCUGACGUCAAUCCUUAUUCAGAUGAUGAGAGCUCUGAUGAUAGCGAGGCUGAACGAUUGAAGGAGGAAGAGCGGAAAGCCGAAGAGGAAAAGAACAAAAAGGACAUAACGACAUCUUCCAAGGGUAACAAUACGCCGUCCGGCCGCCCUAAGCAUACGGAUCCCUUGAAAAAAGGCACGGCAGCUGCACCACGGAAGCGGUUGGGGUCUCCCAACGUGUCGGAUGCGAGUGGGACAGACACUUCCCGCAAAAAGGGUAAAAGCAAGAACCCGUCCUCUCAGCCCACUCAGCCAAGCUCGCGCAAUAUUAAGUUCCCUAUCAGUAGCCCCAGGUCUACUCGUGAGUUAACGCCUUUGCAGCUUGGCAAGAAGCGUGUCCGAAACGUACCUCUUGGUGGUGCAGGUUCCGGGAGUGAUGCCGAUGGCGGCGCAGGUUCAGGUGCAGAGAUGAGUGAAAGUGGUAAAACUAAAAAGCUCAAGCUUAAUCCUCCAGCAGUUUCUCAGGGUGGGACUCCCCAGGGAUCUAGGGCAGGGAGUCCCACUCCCCUGGCAGGUAGAAGUUUUUCGGGAAGCCGUGCUAGCAGCCCCGAGUCAUUCAGAGGGCAAACUCGCGUUUCCACUCCAGUACACGCUGGAAAUCAAAGCUUCCCUACGCCUGCGGAGAUUCAUGCUGCUAUUCCCCCCUCGGGCAUACUCAGUAGUGACUUGCUCAAAAUAUUCCGUCCCCGUAUUGGUGAGUCAAAGGAGAACCACCGAAGGUUUAUAGCGAUUGUCAAAGAUGUCGGAGUUUAUGGCAAAGAAGAUCGAUUGUUGCGACCUGGUACGCUGAAGGAGAGUUGA